UUCUGACCCAUAAAGAGAAAUCUUUGGUUGGCAUUGCUCUGAUUAGAAUAAUGGCGGAGUUGCUGCCGAAUUUCUCAUUUCAUUUGCGAGUAAUGACACGUCUGGCAUAACAGUGUUUGUUUGUUUGUUUGUUUUCUUUAUGUGGCUCUGUUAGUGGGACAAUCUGCAGAAUCCCUUGUCAAAUAUCACUGCUGUUAUACGAGUAUGGUCUGAUCCUUCUUAAGUUAACGAGCAGUGCAGCCCAACUGGUCAUGGAAGAAACUUCUGUAUGGACCCUGACUGCCAGGUGCUAGCUGCUUUAUCCUCCAACUGCUGGUCAAAAACACCACAUACAUCCACCUUCUAUCUAUUUCUUCUUUCAAUUGUACAAUUAUAUAUAAAAGAAUAAUUAAUAAAUAAAUAAAAGAAAAACACUACCCUUCCUCUAUAGAUAUCCACUCUGCAUGGUUUGGUUUCCAUGUCUAACAAGGCAAUUCUCGGUGAUUUUCAUGUCCACAAGAUUAAACAUGGCGAUAGUUUGUGAUUAUCAAUAUGUUGUCGCCACUGAGUAAUUAAUUCAAUCGUGUUGGUUUCAGCCUGCAAUACCUGGAUUGAAACCUGCAAAGAUGUCCAAAAGAUUGCGAGCAAGUGGUUCUGAAAAAUCCCCAUCACCUGAAGAGCAGCGAGCUAAGAUCAAUGAUGUUAAGAAGAUGAUAGGUGCUCUUGCUGAUAAGUUUCCAGCACUUUGUUCUGAUGCAUCAAUAUUGAGGUAUCUCAGAGCAAGAAACUGGAGUGUAAAGAAGGCAGCCAAAAUGUUGAAAGAAACCUUAAAGUGGAGGCUCGAAUUCAAGCCUGAGAAGCUCCAAUGGGAGGAUAUUGCCCAUGAAGCUGAGACAGGAAAAAUAUACAAAGCUAACUAUUUUGACAAGAAGGGAAGAACUGUAAUUGUCGUGAGACCUGGUUUCCAGAAUACAAGUGCGGUAGCAGGACAGAUCAAACACUUAGUUUAUUGUGUGGAAAAUGCCAUACUGACUAUGAACCCAGAUCAGGAACAAAUGACAUGGCUAGUUGAUUUUCAAUGGUGGACAAUGGCCUGCAUCUCAGUGAAGGCAGCUCGAGACACACUUAAAAUCUUGCAGGAUCAUUACCCUGAGAGACUGGGUGUUGCAAUCCUCUACAAUCCACCUAAAGUAUUCGAGUCCUUUUGGACGAUGAUGAAACCCUUUAUUGAGCCAAAGACAUACAAGAAAGUGAAUUUUGUCUAUUCUAAUAAGCCACAAAGCAGAAAGAUAAUGGAAGAGAUCUUUGACAUGGAUAAGCUGGAAUCAACCUUUGGAGGAAGAAACUCGAUUGUAUUUGACUAUGAAGCUUACGGAUUGCGGAUGAAGCAGGAAGACAAGAAAUUUUCUGACUUAAACAGCUCUGAAUCUGCAUUGCCAAUGCUGUCUAUUACAUUGGAAUCACAGCAUUCAGAUUCAUUGAUUCCAAAUGAAGAUUCAUCUUCAUCUACUGAUGAAGAUACUUCAAACUUGGAGUUGGAUCUUGAUGAGGAAACACAAGAUCAGCCUUGUAAUUGCAAGGAUGACGACAAUGACGAUGCAGCAGAAGUGGGUCCUGAUAAGGAAACAGAAGAUCAACCUUGUAGUUGCAAAAAUGUUGGAAAUGGUGAUGCAGCAGAAGUGGUGAAAGAACUGAAAUAAGAUCAGUUUAACACACUUCUUGACAUCUAGACAAUGUUGAUGAGCACAAGGCUCGAAAAAUGUGAACUUGACCCGGGAAAAGAUGCAAAAAUUAGCGAGUUAACAUGAGAUGAAAGGAUGGUUUCUGGUAUUAUUGUUAUUCUUUUUCAGUUGUUGAAGAUGCAAAAUUGCACCUUAUAAAAUAGCAUGAACUCAA
Molecule: messenger RNA, 1875 nt
Organism: Ricinus communis (castor bean)
Lineage: Eukaryota; Viridiplantae; Streptophyta; Magnoliopsida; Malpighiales; Euphorbiaceae
Product: phosphatidylinositol transfer protein 3
Exons: 6
Coding region: 606-1679 (357 amino acids)
Molecular function (GO): phosphatidylinositol transfer activity
Source: RefSeq, a predicted model, not a curated record